CCAGAAAAUAAAACAAAAAAAUAAAAUGAAUGAGAAUAAUAACAACAAAAAUAGUGCAAGUAGUAGUGGGAGUGAAAUAAAUAUAAUACAAAAUAAUUUGCCAACAAAUAUUCAACAUUCUUUAAGUGGAAGUGCUUUAGAAUUUAAUAAAAAUAAUUUAUUUGGAGAGGGAUUACAAUUUGUUAAAAUUACAGAAAGAAUUUUUGGUUUCUUAAAAUUAUUUUUGGCACUAUUGUAGACUGAGGCUCUUUCGUGGGCUUUCUUCUUAAAGAAAAAGAAUAUUCGCAAAAAAUCCAAAGUCCCAAAAAAUCCACAAAAAAGUCCGCAAGAUCUGUCCGCAAAAAAUGUCCGCAAAAGAGAGUCGCAAAAUUAUCCUCAAAAAGAAAGUCCGCAAGAAUUCCCCCAAAAAAUUGUCCUCAAAAUUGUCCGAAAAUAAAUGUCCGCAACAAAGUCCGCAAGAGAGUCCGCAAGAGUUUUUC
Meloidogyne enterolobii is the source of this 479-nucleotide messenger RNA. The record is from the annotation of a GenBank genome assembly. NCBI's taxonomy places the organism in Eukaryota, Metazoa, Nematoda, Chromadorea, Rhabditida, Meloidogynidae.